Messenger RNA from Sciurus carolinensis (gray squirrel), 10584 nucleotides. It is a transcript of the gene Stox2, whose product is annotated as storkhead box 2. Gene Ontology annotation, biological process: positive regulation of transcription by RNA polymerase II. Gene Ontology annotation, cellular component: cytoplasm; nucleus. The record is from RefSeq and is a predicted model, not a curated record. Gene Ontology annotation, molecular function: DNA-binding transcription activator activity, RNA polymerase II-specific; RNA polymerase II transcription regulatory region sequence-specific DNA binding. Lineage: Eukaryota; Metazoa; Chordata; Mammalia; Rodentia; Sciuridae.
AUACCGAUUGGUUGUUGGACCAGAAACAGCUGUGCAGACCGUGCGGUGCACAGGGGCUGUGGACCCGGGUACAGCCCAGGCGGCUGGCAGUGACUUACACCGGGGAUCCUGGGGGAGAGAGGAAGAAGCCGAGGCCACGGGCACUGCGCUUUCCAGGCGGCGUGAACCAAGGCCUCCGCGUUUGCCGCGGUCGGAGGAGCUCGCGCUGGCGCCCCCUCCCUCUGGCUCUGGCUUACUUCGGGGUUGGCGCAGGUGGGCAAGGCAGGGCACCGCAGCUCUUCUGUUCCCACGAAGCCUCGCUCUCCCUGCGAGCGGGAGGGACCAUCCUGAAAAUAUGUAAAUAUCCUAGCGCUGUCUUAGGCUGGGGCACCAGCCAAGGUCCCCGCGCCGCCGCAGGGUGUUUUACAUGAAAAUGAGAAGCCUGACAGGAUCUGUGCUUAACUCGGGGCAGCUUGGUGAUUAGCAUGAGACUGGGCGGCUGUCCUGCUUCCUGCCCUUCAAUAACCGCUCUGCGUGCUCGCUUCUGAGCCGCGGUGCCAACGCGCGGGGUCGAUCGGCGGGCUCGGCAUCCUUGGCAGCCAUGGCUCCCGUCGCCGCCUGGGCCAGUAAGUAGGAGCAUGCCUGUGGAGGGGGGCACAUGCGUGUCGCCGCGCACACCCACCCACCCACUCACCCACACCCACACGCGCGCACACCACCCCGAGCCUCGGAAGGAGGAAGAUUGACGAGGCGCCGCAGUCGCCGGGACAACUGGGCUCUUCCUGGAUUCCGCAGGAGCCCGCCUGCCUUGCCGCAGCUGCUGUCUGCAGAGCCUGCCGCGAUCCCCGUGCUCACGCGCCCCCCGUUCGAGCCACGGUAAUGAAGACUGCCUCCCAAAGACUGCAGGGGAGGCAGAGCCAGCCUACGCCGGGGACUGCGGGCCGCACGGCGGAUAGGCCCGGGGGGACACGACUCGGACACUGUCAUCCCCACGCCUCGCGCUGAGUCGCCGGGUGCGGCGGGGCUUCCCGGGAGCCCGCGCCCGGGUCAGCCUCGGAGGCCUGGGCUUCCUCGUUUGUUUGGGUCUUUUGUGCCGUGGCUCACAGUUGGCUAAGCACUCCUGCGCUGAAUCGGGCCAUUGUCUGCGCUCCCAUUGCUUUCACGCUGCAAGUCUCGGCGCCCCCACCCCGCCCGCCCCCUCCCCGCCUCCUCCUGGCCAGGGAGCCUCCUAACGUGCCUUUCCCCCCAGGAAUCUGGAAGCUAUAAGCCGGGCGGAUUGCAAAUGAAGUGUAAUGCAUUGUGGGACGUGUGUAAAAUCGGAGCCUUCGCCGUGGGGGUGUGGGGGGGUGUGGGGAGGGCCGGACCCGCCGCUGGCGGUGUAGACGCCGACGAGGAGGGGCUGGGAAAAUGUGCGCAGAGUCCGCCCGGGUCGUGCCCGCCUUAGACGGAUGAAGCAGCGCGCUGCGCCCCGGCGCUGAGGCCCCGAGGAUCGGGGCAGCAGGUCGCCCUCCCCACCAUGAAGAAGACCCGGAGCACAACAUUGCGGCGAGCCUGGCCUAGCUCGGAUUUCUCGGACCGGGCCUCGGACCGCAUGAGGUCCCGCAGCGAGAAGGACUACCGCCUGCACAAGCGCUUCCCCGCGGCCUUCGCGCCCCAGGCUUCGCGGGGCUACAUGACAUCAGGUGAUGUAUCACCAAUCAGUAUGUCUCCCAUCAGUCAAUCUCAGUUUAUUCCACUCGGGGAAAUCCUCUUGGCGAUAUCGGCAAUGAACUCGGCAAGAAAACCUGUCACCCAAGAAGCACUGAUGGAACACCUGACAACGUGUUUCCCAGGUGUUCCAACCCCAAGCCAAGAAAUCCUGCGGCACACGCUGAACACGCUGGUACGGGAGAGGAAGAUCUAUCCCACUCCGGAUGGCUAUUUCAUUGUGACCCCACAGACUUACUUCAUAACUCCUUCCCUCAUAAGAACUAACAGUAAAUGGUACCAUUUGGAUGAGAGGAUACCUGACAGGUCUCAGUGUACCUCUCCACAACCUGGAACCAUAACGCCCUCUGCCUCAGGCUGUGUCAGGGAAAGGACAUUGCCCAGAAACCACUGCGACUCUUGCCACUGCUGCCGGGAAGACAUGCACAGCAUGCAUGCGUCAACUCUGCAGAGGAAAUCUGCCAAGGACUGCAAGGACCCUUACUGCCCUCCUUCUCUGUGCCAGGUGCCACCCACUGAAAAGAGCAAAAGUACUGUAAAUUUUUCUUAUAAGACAGAAACUCUCUCGAAACCUAAAGAUAGUGAAAAGCAGUCAAAAAAAUUUGGGCUCAAGUUAUUCCGGCUAAGUUUUAAGAAAGACAAGACCAAACAGCUGGCCAAUUUUUCUGCCCAGUUUCCUCCAGAAGAGUGGCCCCUGCGAGACGAAGACACGCCAACUACCAUCCCUCGGGAGGUGGAGAUGGAAAUCAUUCGGCGGAUUAACCCGGACUUGACCGUGGAAAAUGUCAUGAGGCACACUGCACUAAUGAAGAAACUUGAAGAAGAGAAAGCUCAUCGGAGUAAAGCAGGAUCCUCUGCCCACCACAGUGGAAGAAGUAAAAAGAGCAGGACUCAUCGAAAGUCCCACGGGAAGUCUCGGUCACACAGCAAGACGCGGGUGUCUAAAGGAGACCCUUCAGACGGCUCGCAUCUGGACAUUCCUGGUGAAAGAGAGUAUGACUUUUGUGACCCUCUGACCAGGGCACCCAGGGAGGGCUGCUUCAUCAUCGAACAUAAAGGUGACAACUUCAUCAUGCACAGUAACACGAACGUGAUUGAGUCCCAUUUCCCCAUGACACCAGAAUGGGAUGUGUCUGGUGAAUUGGCCAAAAGAAGAACUGAGAUGCCUUUUCCUGAACCUUCCAGGGGAAGCUCCCACUCAAAAGUGCACCGAAGCCACAGCCAUACCCAGGACCGAAGGUCCAGGAAUGAGAGACCCAGCAAAGCCAAGGAGAGGUCCAGAUCCAUGGACAACUCCAAAGGCCCCCUGGGUGCUUCUUCUCUCGGCACACCUGAAGACCUGGCUGAAGGCUGUAGUCAGGACGACCAGACCCCCAGCCAGUCCUACAUCGAUGAUAGUACUUUAAGGCCUGCUCAGGCUGUUGGUCAUCAAAGGGCUCACCUCUCAUCCACAAGCUAUAAAGAGGUAUGUAUCCCAGAAAUAGUUGGUGGCAGCAAGGAACCUUCCAGUGCUUGUAGCCUUUUGGAGCCAGGCAAACCACCUGAGAGUUUGCCAUCCUAUGGGGAACUCAACUCCUGUCCAACCAAAACAACUGCAGAUGACUAUUUCCAGUGCAACACCUCUAGUGAGACAGUACUCACCGCACCGUCACCUCUGGGGAAGAGUAAGGAGGACCAUGACACGCUGACCCUGGCGGAAGGGGUGAAAAAGCUGUCUCCAUCUGAUAGGCAGGCCCCGCAUUCCUCCAGGGAGCCUGUCAGCCACAAGGAGGAGUCACCGAAAGGGUCAGGCGCAGGCCCUGCUGCUUCGGGUGGAGUGGCUGAAGGCAUUGCCAACGGACGCCUGGUCCAGCACCACGGUGCGGAACCCAGCAGCCUGGACAAGAGGAAAGAGAUAUUCAGCAAAGACACACUGUUCAAACCUCUUCACAGCACCUUGUCUGUAAACAGCUAUCACAAAUCAAGCCUGUCCCUCCUCAAAUCUCACCCGAAGACACCUGCUGACACUUUGCCAGGCCGAUGCGAGAAACUGGAACCGACCCUGGGGACCUCGGCAGCACAAGCCAUGCCAGCUUCCCAGCGUCAGCAGGAGUCUGGAGGGAACCAGGAAGCCUCUUUUGACUAUUACAACGUCUCCGAUGACGACGACUCUGAGGAAGGAGCAAACAAAAACGCUGAGGAGGAGAAAAAUAGAGAUGACGUAGGCACCAUGCAGUGGCUUCUUGAGAGGGAGAAGGAAAGAGACUUGCAGAGGAAAUUUGAGAAGAACCUCACCCUCCUCACCCCAAAAGAAACCGACAGCAGCAGCAACCAGAGAGCCACCCAUUCAGCCCGGCUCGACAGCAUGGACAGCAGCAGCAUCACCGUGGACAGUGGAUUCAACUCCCCACGUACUCGGGAGAGCCUGGCUUCCAACACAUCAAGCAUUGUUGAGAGUAACCGUCGUCAGAACCCCGCUUUGAGUCCAGCCCACGGUGUCGCUGGUUCAGCCUUCAACUUCCGUGCGAGUACAGAUCCCCCGACCAACGAAGCUGAGAAAUUACAGAAACCUUCCAACUGCUUGCAAGCUUCUGUUACUAGUGUGUGAUAGUCCUUCUGCCUCAGAUCUUCUGUCUCAUUCAGUACAGCAAAGUUUACGACACUGGGACUGAUGUUUACAUCUUUGGAAAGACAAGCAUCUCAAGCACAGUUUUUGUGUUUACUUAAACUGUGCAGCUAAGUAGGCUAGGGCAAAAAAACAAAAAUCUUUAUUUCAGAGUAUUGCUUUUCACAUUUAUGGCUCUGUAGCAACUGAAUAGCAGUAGGGGUGAUAUGUAUACUUUGGCUUCACUAAUUGUAUCUGAGCACACAUAGGAAAGUCUAGACACUGUAAGUGGAAUAUGCGUUUUCAAUGUCAUGCAGUUGCCAAUUCCAUUUUAAAAUGCCACAGAUGUGUGUUGCUCCCAGUCUGUGGUUCAGUGGGGCCACAGAACUGAUCCUUGAUACUUCCAAAACAAACAAACUAACAAAAACCCAUGCCACCACAAAAAUGUCAAAUGCAAGGGUCCACCUUAAGGGAAAUCAAUGCCAAACUGACCAGAGGGACCCCAGCCCUUUGCGUGUGAACCGUUUAUGCACCUGUCAUUUUUCACUGUGAGUUUCGUGGUACUGUUUUGCAGGAGUCGAUGGAAGUAUGUCAGAAGGGGUGGCGAUGGAAAUACUGGGAGUGUCUGUUUUCAGGAUUUUAUUUUCAAGUGUGACAGAUGCUUGUCUUGAUUUUAAACCUUCCAUGAUCACAAACAGGAAUAUAGGCCUUUGAAUCAGAAGUGGAUAAAGGAAGGGAAUCCCCAAUCUGGCUGGGGCACAGCACUAAGUGAGGGAAGAGGUGAUGUGGACUUUUUUAAAGGUAUUAAUCAAAUAUUGAAGGAAGAUAAUUUCCUCCUUGUGAUACUUAUGAUGAUCCUAUCUUACUAUAAUAGAUACAAUAAUUAGUUUGUUUAAAAGCAAAAUGUUCUUUGUGAUACAAAUGGAGAGUAUGGCCUGGGGAUGUUAUUCUUUCUAAUGGAAGGACAUAAAUCUAUUUUAUGUAGUUUUAAAUAGAAUGCCUAAAUUAGGCUGUGGGAGAUAAUUUUUAGUGGUUAUAGGAAAGAGCAAAUUUAGGGAGAGUUGAACUUCAGGCCUUUUAUUCCUGGGAAGAUAUCUAUAGAGAAAACUUUUAAAGUAAUUUUUGAUUAGAAAUAUACAUGCCCAUGUAAUAAGCCACAGAAUGAGCUCAUUCUGCUAGUGUGGUAUAAUCAUAAUUUGUACUCCCCUAAAGUUUAUCAGAAUAACAAUUAUGCAUAAUGAACUAUGCCAGAGUAAUGUUUACAGAUACUUUGUAACCAAUUUCAGGAGGUGUUUUUAGGCAGAUGUAUAGUCAUUAGCCCAGCUUAUUUCAAAAUGAUUUGUUAACAUUUUGCUUCGGUUUACAAUGUCAUGUCGAACACAAAGAGGGCUCAGCAGCAAAGGAUUACAAAUAAUUAAGCGUCAGUCUUAUAGGAAAGAGACAUUUCAAAGUUUCUGAGCUUUACUUUCUGAGAACGAUGGAAUACAUCUAUAGAUAAUGGAAAACUAUUUGCAAAAGGGUUUCAUCUGACCCAAGUAAAUGGUCUGACAUAAAGUUAUAUUUGUAUGUCUAGUGGCAUGUGCUAUUUGGAGCCAAACACCAUUUUUUAAAAAAGUUUUAUAUAUAUAUAUUUUUUUCAACUUAGAUUUAAAUAAUUGGCAUAAAAUUUGUGAGACACUUCUGUUCCCAGCUUAGAUUUAAUCACUAGCAAUCAGUUUAAGGAAUACAGUGAGAUACAUAGUCGGACUCAUUGUUGAAACAUGAAUACUCGCUCAUGCUUUAUCAGCUAUUUGAAAGUUGCAUUGGGUCAAACUGGACUCCUCAAGUUUGGCAUAAUUCCCUUUUAGUGCUUAUUAUGGUGAAACUUAAGCACAUUUCUUAGUGAACUGCCACCCUAUUGAAAUGCUUAAGCCAGUUGACUUUUAAUCUCAUGUCUUAUUUCCUCCAAGGCAUGCCUCAACUGCUCAGAAAUGCACCGUCUGUCUCAUUGCUUAAAUAUGUCCAGAAGGAAUGACAAUGAAUCUAGUAGACUACAUAAUCUGUUUCUUUGGGGAGUUGUAUACCAUACAGUUACUAAAUUUUUCUGUCUAAAUUUAUUUUUUCCAAAAACCUGCUCACAAAUUUUUGUCAUCCUCAAUUCAUAAAUAACAUAACCAUUGUAACAGUACAUUGGCCUCUGAUUGACCCUCUGAAAGUAGCCAUUGGAAUAAUCAAAUGCUAGUGUGAGCAGGAAAAGAAAUCAUUAACCUUUAAGAGAAGCUUUAAAAUAUGAACUUAUCGAUAUUUCACAAGAAAUAGGUUUACAAGAAACGUUAUUCAAAUAAAACGUGUUCACCAUUUGCCUGACACCCUGGGGUACAUGAUUUUUUAAAAGAAAACUUCCUUAGACCAGUAGCCAUUUAGCAUAGAAACAAUGGACAGUGAAGGUGAUAUACCAUGUAAGCAGACGUUCCGUGUAGAAAUACUCUCCUGAAUUUAAUCUGGAUUCUUGAUUGGAGGAGAGGUGGUAGCGGGAAGCGCAUGACAUACGUGGCAUGUGACAUGUGACAACUGUGCAUGUCCAGGUUGAUCUCACCCAGAUGGUGAGGUUCUCCAUGCCCAAGCCCUCGGGCCCUCUCCAAGCUUUGCAUACUUUUCCUCCAGUGAUACCAGAGCUUCGUGUCACACAACUGCUUCUCUAGUCUUAGAGUUUAUCAACUGAAAGGUUUACAAAACUGAAUCUGGUUGAAUCUCUGUGAGGCGUUCAACUUUAAAGGGUCAACACAUCUGUCGGCAUUUUGCACACUUAUGUAUUAUUAUGAUACAGCAUAUUACUUUAUGGUAAUUUUUAUUUUUACAUAUAACUACCUCCAUGAAUUUGAUGAAAUGGCAGCAGUGUGUUAAAGUGUAUUGUUUAGAAAAGCAACAUUUAAAACUUUCUUAAACAUGAGGCCAUGCGUUGUGUGUGUGUCGGUGAUUGCCUCUGGGGACUCAUGACUAUCCCAUUGCCAUGGUUUUCUUUCACAGCAUCCUUUGGCUUUCAGAUGGAAUUCUGUCUUCUCCUCUCUUCCCCAUGAAAGCACACUUGAUUUUGUCACAAAGGAACGGAAGUUUAAAGAUUCUUGCCUUUCCCCCACUCUCCAUUCCUGCUAAAAGUUCUCUCUGGCCAAGAGCCAAUUGGUAAACAUAAUUUGGCAAGCUAUUCACUCCUAUGGAAAUCUGAUUUGAUGGCUAGGUUUUCAGUAACACAAGGCACACAAGAAAUUAGAACUGCCAGCUCUGAAGCACUUUGGGCCUCUCCGCCUUUAUCGUAUGCCACCCUUUUGAGCCCCAACUUCAUCUUCAUUAAAGGAGCUCUGCCACGUGUUCCAUAACUUCUGUUAGAUAAUUUGUAUUCCAUUUGAUAUAAUUUUGCACAUCUCAGGGGACCUUAAUGAGCAUAUGAAAAGGGUGUGCAUCCAAUAGCGAAAACAAAUAGAAGAGCUAAAAAGGGACUAACUGGGUAAAAGUAGCACAUGAAUGCCUCUCUGUGUUGGGGAGCUCAAGUUCAGGAAACCUAAAUUGAAAGAAUCUGCAGUAACAUUGAUCAGAACACCAGCUGUUCCCAAGUCUCUAUUUUUCGUAACCCAACCAGCAUUUCUAAAAUGUAAACUUAAAUUUUAUUGCAGUCACCAUCAGAAGAAACCUGUUUUGUGGAAACAGAAGCUUCGUUCCCCUUUCUGUUUGGCACAGCUUGGUAAAAUUCUACCCAGGAUAAACCACUGAUCACCACAAAGUGUACUUGAAAAUAAAGUUUUUAACUUAAAUGUAGGCAUAUUUCUCACAAUACAAUAGGGAUCAUUUUGGGAAAAGUCUCACUGUUUGUAACAUGGGUAGGAUUCGGAGCUUCAUUUAAAACCCAACAACCAAUGAUGAUGUUGCUCAGUUCAUUUUGGGAUCUCAAAGUGCUUCCAAAGCAUUAGUUAACAGUUAAUAAGGCAGGUCAUAUUUGUAAUACCCAUACUUGGGAUGACUUAGAUUACCCAGAAACACAGUGGCAGCUAUCAAUGACCUAUUUUCUAUCUGUUUGAUAGACCAUCAUGAGAAAUCACUAAAUACAAUGCUCUUUUUCUGAUGUGUGCUAAUAAAGUUUAAAAAAAAAAAAAGUACAAUCUUACACCUUGGUCUAUUUUAAUUCAAAAAAGUUCAGGGUGUUUGGAAUCUUGCACCUCAGCACACAUUUCCGGUAUUGAAUGAUCAAGUGGGAGAGUAGCAGAUUCACCCAGAUGCCCUUGCAGUCCAAGGCCGAUCCAGACGUCCACCCCUGUUUACAGUGUCAUACUGGGUUUCUAUAAUUCCCGUGCUAAAAUACCAUCUUCAGGAACAAGACUGCUUCAGGCAGUGGAAGGUGCUGAAACAAACUUCAAUUAAAAACUUUAUCAAGUAACUCUUCACAGUGCUCCAUGGCACAAUAGAAUUUCAGUACACCACAUAUCGAGUCCUACUUUGUAGGAUCUGACCCAGUUCUAAGUGUUUUCACAAAUUAGGAGACAGAAAACCCUUUACAGGAAUCUUCUCCAUUACCAUAGGCCUGUCCCCAAACCAACUAGCAGUGCUGUCAGAUCACAGUGGACCCCAGCAAGUGAUUGCUUCUCCUCCUUCUUCCUUCCACCUUCCCCCAGAACAGUCCUGCCCAUUGCCAAAGCCAUCCAGUACUCUCCUAUUAGUGAGAGACUCUUCUGUACAUGUUUAGGGCUCCGGGAAGCUGGAAUACAGGAAAAAAUGAAUGUGAAACCUGGGAGACAUUGUUUUGCUUUGGGUUAGUAAAAUAUGAGCAGGAAAGAGAUUACUAUCAGACUGAGCUUUGCCAAGAAAGAGAAAGAAUCAGCUGUCACCCCAGCCUUCUUGCAGAGGUUUUAGGGUAUUAAGGUUACAUCCAAUAUUUUCCUACAGAUUUUUAUUUAGGAGACAUUUCAUAAAUUAUAUGUAUAUGAAAAAAUGAUUAUUAAAUUCCCUCAUGUGUUUGAAACAGGCAUUGGCAUCUCUCUGAUUGAGUUAAUGUCUGCAUGUUUUGCAGCAGCAUCCAGAGAGACAUUCCCCAGUGAUCACUCUUAACACAUAAUCCUGUGUUUUUACAGUUGUUCUAUGACUUAACAAUUGAUGAUUUGUAAGAUUCAGAAUUCUACAAAGCUUAAGGGGGGCUGAACCUUCUUCUUAUGAUUGUAUAUUAUCAGUUCUCGGGCUUUAAUUGCUACUUAUUGGCUCUGCGUGUGAAUAUGCACACACACACACACACACACACACACACACACACACAAUGCCAACAAGGGAAUAGGGUGUUUCCAAGUAGGCAGCGAUGACUCUGGAGAUGGAAACGCAUGGUUAGAAUGUAAGGUUAGAAGCUGGACAGGGCCAUGUGCACUUGCCUAUCUUCCUGUGCAAAGGCUGACCUUGGGAUCCCCCAUUUCCUCCUCCCACCAAAAAGAGGUACCAAGUCUGAGACCUGAGAUCUCCUCCAAUACCAAUCCUCCACAGUUCCGGGAAGUCAAUCUUGCAGUAUUCACUCAGCAACCCCUCCCCUUCCUUCCCUCGAGAGUCUCCCUCCCUGCCUCCUUCCCAUCCCCCCACCUAGGCACUGACACCGCCACGGUUUCCACAUUGGAAGGGCAGAAUACUGUGCAGUAUUGUGCACACAUGCUGGUUAGAAAUAGAGCUGCCCUAGGGUCACCUUUAUGUAAGUAUUGACAGCUACAAAUUAAAGUCCUUAGAGCAGUUGACAGAGAUACUACUUUCUGGAAGAGAAUUAAAUUUGAACAUCAAGUUUAAAGGGAUCAUAAUUCUGCAGGUAUCUUUCUCUGAGUGACUGAAUGUGACUAUUGCAUUAGGGUAAAUGAAUUAAGAAGUGCAAGUGGGAUUUACUGUAUGUUAGAAAGGAGUUUUGCAGCCAAGACUGCCUUGAAUAAAAUGUGUUUGCACUGAAAAAAAAAAAUUUAAAUUACUUGGUCUCUGGUUGCUGUAAAGGUCAUCCAAGAUGGAUGUUCUGUUUAUAUUGUAUAGUAUUUCAUAUGAAAUAAUUACAGUUCAUGAAAUGUCUUCCCUAAUGUUACUGAUUUAUAACAGCACAUUUGUAACAUGGUUUUUAUUGUGUCAGUGUACCAUAUUGUAAAUGAUGAUUACUUGUCAUGCUUAGUAUAAUAACUUAAAAGAAAAAAAGGACAGGGAUUUUUGUAAGUCUAUAUUUGAAAGUCCCUCCAUAUGGUAAUAUUGUGUUCAUGUUGUUUAUGUAGUGUUGUGUGAAAUAUCCAUUUUGGAUUGUGUUACUUUUUAAGAUAUUAAAUAACAUUUGGUUAUAUGUC